This is a messenger RNA of Geodia barretti, 459 nucleotides long. The record is from the annotation of a GenBank genome assembly. Lineage: Eukaryota; Metazoa; Porifera; Demospongiae; Tetractinellida; Geodiidae.
AUGCUGUCCGCUAAUGUCGUCCGGAGGUUUCUGAACCUUAUCCAGACGGCUACCACUGUGAGAGAGUGGCCGCACGUAGCUGCAGGACUCGUCCCAGCCGCCAUUAGACGGAUCCAUACCUCCCCACCGUGCCACCGGACGGUGAACCAGAUCAUUAGGAACGGUCCAGUAAAGAGACGCCCCAAGCCGCCGGGGCCCAUGAGCGGCAGGCCCCAGAUGAAGGGCAUCAUACUCCAGACCAUGAUCAGGAAACCCAAGAAGCCCAAUUCGGCCAACCGCAAGUGCUGCCGCGUGCGCCUCAGCAACGGUAAGGAGGUCAUAGCGUUCAUCCCUCGAGAAGGCCACUCGCUGCAAGAGCACAACGUCGUAUUGGUGGAAGGUGGACGGACGAAAGACCUGCCAGGAGUGAAUGUCAGAGUUGUCCGUGGAAAAUAUGACUGUGCUCAUCCCGUGAAGUAA